UUUAAGAAGCAAAUAUAAGUGGUCCAGGUUACUUUAUUGAGAACGAGGUUGUCUUCGGUUGUAUUGCAUCGGUCGGUGUUUACAUCUGUUUCGGUGAUCAGUUAUUGAAAAAUGGCCGCAUCCCUAGAAAAUCUGGAAACUCAGCUGGAAAUGUUCAUAGAAAAUGUGAGACAAAUUAGGAUUAUUGUUGGAGAUUUUCAACCACAAGGACAAAAUGUUCUGAAUCAAAAAAUACAAGCACUGGUAGCAGGUCUCCAGGAGAUUGAUAAACUCAAAUCUCAAGUGCCAGAAGUUCUCAUACCGCUGGAAGUAUUUGAUUACAUAGACCAAGGACGUAAUCCACAACUGUAUACCAAAGACUGUAUGGAAAAAGCAUUGGCUAAAAAUGAAGAAGUUAAAGGAAAAAUUGAUGCUUAUCGCAAAUUCAAAGCUCAUCUAAUGGUUGAACUUGGGAAUGUGUUUCCUCACGAGUUGGCCAAGUAUCGUGCAAUUAGAGGUGAAGAAAGGCCUCUGAACUGAAGUGUACAGUUUUGUGUUACAUAUUGUUGAAAUAUAUUUAUUGUGAUCUAUGCGCAGUUAAUAUUAAUAUGACAUUCCUGUGUGUAGUCUUAUUACUGAGAAUACAUUGUGGUUGACUUGUGUCUUAAAAAUUUUGCAUUUGGGAAUGAAGUUUUAAAACUUAGGGAUGUUUGUUUCAGUGGUGUUCAAUAUUUUGAUAAAAAGAAUCCUGUACAAGUAUACAGCAUUCAUAAUAAAACAUAUGAAACUUAUGCAUUAUGAAUAUACAUGAUUUUAGCUACCAGGAUUAGACAAGCUCUCCCAACAAAACAAUAGGGUUUAAUAAUAUUGCCAUCUCAAAGAAAUAAUAGUACAAACAAUUUUAAGAUUUUUUUUUUCCUAAGAAGGCCCAACAUAACUUUUUUGUGUUUAAGUAUAAUUUAAAUAAAUGUGGACUUUUAUGUGAUAACUCUUUUACGACUUCAUGACCCUAGUUGCAUGUAAAACCUUUAUUAGCAAUUUAUAGUUGUGUAAUUUAGUGGUUUGAUUUCUCUACAGGGAACAGGUGUUAGGGACAGCCAUCUAUUUUUUUAUCUAUCCAGAUAUUUUUUAUGAAGAAUAUUUUGCAUGUGUUAAAUUUUAUUAUUUUCUUAUUCAUUGAUUUAUAAUUUUCUCCAAGGUAUUCAAUUUUGUUACAAGAGAAAAUUAUUACAAAACUAUAUUUGUGGUUGAGUGUUGUUGGCUUCAAGAGGGGGGAGGGGAUAGAAUGUGAGGCCCUCCUCACAUGUCCCACAUGUUUUCUGAGACAAUGCAUGCUCACUUUUAUUGCAUGACUUAAAAUCUUAAUGAAAAAAAAAGAAAUUAUUGU
Gryllus bimaculatus (two-spotted cricket) is the source of this 1366-nucleotide messenger RNA. NCBI's taxonomy places the organism in Eukaryota, Metazoa, Arthropoda, Insecta, Orthoptera, Gryllidae. The record is from the annotation of a GenBank genome assembly.